This is a messenger RNA of Diplodia corticola, 1320 nucleotides long. Its product is annotated as extracellular exo. Gene Ontology annotation, molecular function: polygalacturonase activity. Lineage: Eukaryota; Fungi; Ascomycota; Dothideomycetes; Botryosphaeriales; Botryosphaeriaceae. The transcript has a single exon. The record is from RefSeq and is a predicted model, not a curated record. Gene Ontology annotation, biological process: carbohydrate metabolic process. Bases 1 to 1320 code for a protein of 439 amino acids.
AUGCGUCUCUUCUCGUGCCCUGCUCUCCCCCUUUCCUUGUACUGCGUCCUCACUUCGGCCCGGGUCAUCCAGACAACGCUCGACAAUGGCCGCCCUCAAUGCACCGUGCACGCCACAGGCAACCAGACCGACGACGUGCCAGCCAUCCUCUCCGCCUUCGCUUCUUGCGGCAACGGCGGCGACAUCGUGUUCCCGGAAGGCGAGGACUACUACAUCGCCACGCGGCUGAACCCCGUCGUCAGCGACGUCCACAUCCACUGGCGUGGCCAAUGGACCUUCUCGCCGGACCUGGCCUACUGGCGCGCGAACUCGUACCCCAUCGCCUUCCAGAACCACGCCGCGGGCUUCGUCCUCACGGGCGACCGCAUCCAGAUCGACGGCCACGGCACGGGCGGCAUCUUCGGCAACGGCAACGCCUGGUACGUCGCCGAGGCGGCCUCGCCCGUGGGCGACACGCAGCCGGGCCGCCCGAUGCCGUUCGUGCUGUGGAACGUGUCGGACGUGCGCGUGUCGGCCUUUUACGUGCGCGACCCGCAGCUGUGGGCCAUCAACAUCAUGAACGGCACCCGCCUCGCCUUCGACCGCAUCCUCGUCAACGCCACCGCCCCCGCCGCCCCGCCCGGCGUCAACUGGGUCCAGAACACGGACGGCUUCGACACCAUGGACGCCGACGACGUGACCCUGACCGACUUCACGUACCAGGGCGGCGACGACUGCGUCGCCAUCAAGCCGCGCUCGCGCAACGUCCGCGUCCGCCGCGCGCGCUGCGUCGGCGGCAACGGCGUCGCCGUCGGCUCGCUCGGCCAGUACCUCGAGGACGCGUCCGUCGAGAACGUCGUCUUCGACGACGUGGCCCUCGUCACCGGCGGCCGCUGGCUGCACGGCUCCGCCCUCGUCAAGACCUGGGUCGGCGUGCUGGUCAACCAGUCGUCGCGCUCGUACGAGAGCGCCUGGGUGCCGCGCGGCGCCGGCUGGGGGUCCGUCCGCAACGUCGUCUUCUCGAACUUCAGGGUCGAGGGCGCCGAGGCGGGGCCGCAGAUCAAUCAGAACAGCGGGAACAACGGGACCGAGGCGUUUGAGGGCAGCAGCUUGAUGGACGUGUCCAACGUCGCGUACGUGAAUUGGACGGGCUGGCUGGAUCUGGAUGAGGGGGACGCGACGACCGCGGGCAUCAGCUGCUCGACGAAGCAUCCGUGCUAUAACAUUGACUUCAAAAAUGUGAGUUUGACGACGGCGCAGAACAGCACGGAUCUGGGGACGGCCGAGUGUAAGUUUACCGAGGAAGGAGGCGUGCAUGGAGUUGAAGGGGAGGGAUGUUAA